UUGCCUCAUCUCCGCAUGCCCCUCCCUCAUCUCUCUCCCACCUAUCUAAUCCAUCUCUCUCCAUACUUCCGCAUGCAUGCUCGUUGUUAUCUCUCUCCCUCUACUUUAAUAUUAUUCUCUCUCCCAUCUCUCUCUACUCUCUCUCCAUUGCUAUAUAAACUCCCCUCUCCCUUGUAUAAUUCUUCCCCAACUCAUCACUUUUCUUCUCCCCUCAACUAGCCACCUUCUUCUCACUAUUUGCUAGUUCCGUGGUUCGAACUCAAGACCUUCCUUGGGAAGCCAAGAGCUCGAACCAGUACACCAACUCACGCACCACCUAUUACUUACUCAAAACUAAGAUAUUAUUAUUAUUGAUUUAUUGACAUAUCUAUAAUAUUAUAUCAAUUGAAUGGCGGCUUCUGGUUUUGAAGGCAUUGAGAAGCGCCUGGAGCUCCACUUCUCCGGCGACGACCCGAUGACCGGAAUCGGCCUUCGCCAACUCGACUUCCAAACCUUAGAGGAAAUACUCCAUGCGGUGCAGUGCACCGUAGUCUCAUCCGUCGGAAAUCACUUCUUCGACUCAUACGUUCUCUCCGAAUCAAGCCUAUUUGUGUAUCCUCACAAGAUCAUAAUCAAGACUUGCGGAACCACUCAGCUCCUAAAAUCUGUCCGUCCGUUAAUUCACUACUCUUCAAUUCUAGGUCUUUCACUCUCGUGCUGCAAAUACUCUCGAGGAAGCUUCAUAUUCCCCAAAUCCCAGCCGUACCCUCACACGAGCUUUGAACAAGAAGUUGUCUACUUGCAAAACGUACUACCCAAGAAACUUUGCUACAAGAAGGCUUCCCUCAUGCCGUCAAAGCUAGCUACGCAUGCAUGGCAUGUUUUUUCAGCUACCGAUGAAGCGCAUUUAAUUUUCAUGCAAGAGCCUAGUCCAUGCACAAAUUUUACGUUCGAGAUUUGCAUGACGGAGCUCGAUAGUGUUCUGGCCGGAAAGUUUUUCCGGGGACCUAAUGAUGGGAAGACCGGAGACUCGGCCGGAAAAUUGAUGACGGAGAUGACGGGGAUUGGGAAAAUAAACCCUAGAGCUCACAUUUGUGAUUUUGCAUUUGAUCCAUGUGGGUACUCAAUGAACGGGCUCGACGGGGAAAAGUACUCAACCAUUCAUGUAACGCCGGAAGAAGGGUUCAGCUACGCGAGCUUCGAGUGCGUGGGGUCCGUUUGUGAAGGCGGCGGCUACAUCGGAGAUGUUUUAAAGAAGGUGGUGCAAGUUUUCCGGCCGGGGACUAUGUCGGUGUCGACGACAUGCAACAGCCGGGAGGUGGCUGCGCGUGUGGCGAAGGCGGUGGAGCAAGUGGGGAUGAACUGCCGGAGUUGUACCGUCGAUGAGUUUCCGGCCGCCGGGACUGUGGUCUUCCAAACCUUCACCACUCGUCGGACAUAAAUUACGUGGGCCGGGUUUUUAGGGUUUUAGAUUUGGAAAUUUUAUUUAAUGGUGAUGCAUGGAUGAUGGAUGACUCGUAGAAAAAGAUUAUUAAAUUUAAAAGGGUGCACGGUAAUUAUGAUUAUUAUAUUUUUAAGUGUUAAUUAAGAAAUUAAUUAGGGAUGAACUAUGGGAAAUAUGUGGGGUGGGUUGAUCAUAAUAUUGUACCCCGCUUAGGUUUGCCACGCUUGAGAUUUUGAGAAGAUGUUUUAUGUAACAUCUGUAAUAUUGCUUAAUUGGUAGUGGGGGUUGGGGGGCAGAAAAGUGUUUUAUCAUCCUAUUCGAUUAUCUCUUAUUUUUCUCUUGUCUAGUGUGAUUGAUGAUCGAUCAAGUCUAUAUCAAUUUGUUGCUUCACUUUGUUUAUCACAUACGUAGCUUUCAUCUUUUA
This is a messenger RNA of Daucus carota subsp. sativus, 1847 nucleotides long. Its product is annotated as S-adenosylmethionine decarboxylase proenzyme 4. The transcript has a single exon. Bases 389 to 1420 code for a protein of 343 amino acids. Lineage: Eukaryota; Viridiplantae; Streptophyta; Magnoliopsida; Apiales; Apiaceae. Gene Ontology annotation, cellular component: cytosol. Gene Ontology annotation, biological process: spermidine biosynthetic process; spermine biosynthetic process. The record is from RefSeq and is a predicted model, not a curated record. Gene Ontology annotation, molecular function: adenosylmethionine decarboxylase activity.